Syzygium oleosum is the source of this 1313-nucleotide messenger RNA. RefSeq names its product cysteine protease XCP2. Gene Ontology annotation, cellular component: lysosome. The record is from RefSeq and is a predicted model, not a curated record. NCBI's taxonomy places the organism in Eukaryota, Viridiplantae, Streptophyta, Magnoliopsida, Myrtales, Myrtaceae. The transcript has 4 exons. Gene Ontology annotation, molecular function: cysteine-type endopeptidase activity. The coding region runs from base 42 to 1106 and encodes 354 amino acids.
CCAGCUAUCUACUCUAAUAACCUAAAAAAAUCCUAGCGAGAAUGGCUACUCUCUCUCUUUCUAGAUCAAUGCUACUCCUCUCCGUGUUCUCGGCGUUCGCUUUCGCUUGCUCAGCUAUGGAUCGAGAAUUUUCGAUCGUGGGGUAUGCGCAAGAAGACUUGAAAUCCAUUGACAAGCUGAUCGAGCUCUUUGAGUCGUGGAUGGCGAAGCACGGGAAGCGGUACCAGAGCUUGGAGGAGAAGCUGCAGCGGUUCGAGGUGUUCAAGGAGAACCUGAAGCACAUCGACGAGACCAACAAGAAGGUAACCAACUACUGGCUCGGGCUGAACGAGUUCGCGGACUUGACCCACGACGAGUUCAUGAAGAUGUACUUGGGAUUGAAGGCUGAGCGGAGAAGAGACUUCUCUGGCGAUGAUGAGGAGUCUAGCGACAAAGAUGUCGUCGACUUACCCAAGUCUGUAGAUUGGAGGAAGAAGGGUGCUGUCACUCCUAUCAAGAACCAGGGUUCUUGUGGGAGUUGCUGGGCGUUUUCGACUGUAGCUGCGGUCGAGGGCAUAAAUCAGAUAGUCACGGGGAACUUGACUUCGCUCUCUGAGCAAGAGCUCGUCGACUGCGACACAACUUACAACAAUGGGUGCAACGGGGGUCUCAUGGACUAUGCAUUCUCUUAUAUUAUCUCAAAUGGCGGGCUUCACAAGGAAGAAGACUAUCCUUACAUCAUGGAAGAAGCGACCUGCGCUCUGACCAAGGACCAAUCAGAGGUGGUAACUAUCACUGGCUACAAGGAUGUGCCGGUGAACAAUGAGCAGAGCCUCUUGAAGGCACUCGCCAACCAGCCACUCAGCGUUGCCAUCGAAGCCUCGGGCAGAGACUUCCAGUUUUACAGUGGGGGUGUUUUUGAUGGGCAUUGUGGGAGUGAGCUAGAUCACGGAGUGGCGGCAGUUGGAUAUGGAUCAUCAAAGGCCCUGGACUACAUCAUUGUGAAGAACUCAUGGGGACAGAAAUGGGGAGAGAAGGGUUACAUCCGGAUGAAGAGGAACACUGGCAAGCCUGAAGGGCUGUGUGGAAUCAACAAGAUGGCGUCUUAUCCUACCAAAGCCAAGUGAUGAUGCAUUGUAGUUGAAUUUCCUCGAACAAUGUCUUUAAUGUUCUGAAAUUGCAUUUUCUAUUCGGGUGGUGCUUGUUUUCUUGUAGUCAGACCGGUCAUGUGGUCAGUAUUGGAAUGAUCAUAUCUGAUAAUGAUUUGAUUGUUUCUUGGGUAAGUCUAUGGAGGUAGAGCAAAAUUAAUAAAUGGACAUGCCAUUGCUGCUCGA